AUGGAAUCUUCCUCAUAUACGAACUCUAAACGACCACCCAAAUUGCGAUCGGCUUGCAAUGAAUGUCAUGCGGCCAAGGUUCGCUGCUCUGGCGAAAAGACCGGCUGCCAGCGCUGCUCAAACCUCCGUCUGAAAUGCGCCUUUUCCAUCUCGCGCAUUGGCAAGGUCCCAGGAAAACGAAGCAAAGCCAACCGGGCCACUGUGACAGGAUCAACCUCGUCGUCUGCGUCUCUCUCGAUUUCUUCUUCCUCUCUAUCGACACCGAUCAUGUCGCCCCCUCUUCCGAUGACGUCUUACUCAUAUGACAGCCCGCGGGCCUAUGAAGCAAGAAAUGCUAUACCCAUUCCUGCGUCCCAUCCGUUUACCCAUGAGUACGCGGCCGGACUUUCACUGGCGAACGAGACAAGUUAUGCCCAGUCCUCUCCAAGCUAUCUUACCCAGUCACGCCCGGAAGAAUCGUCGAGCCUAAACAACCUCUGUUGGGCGCCGGAGUUGGAUCAGUUGGGUGGGCCAGGCCUUUUGAGCCCUGAAUGGGAGAUUGACGCAGAAGAAUCUUUUCUUCAAGUGCCCCCUCAGCCGCCGACCUCUGUACCUACCUACGUGGAUGUCACUUCCGACGGUAGGAAUGCCUCAGAGGCUUAUGAAUCCCCGACUGAGAGCAUUCCACCCAGCCAAUAUCCACUGUACCUUCAUCUCCUUCAAAGCAUUGACCAUAGCAUGCGUCUCGCGAAUCAGUGCAGAUCUCCAGGGCAGCACACUUCUACACAGGAUAUGAUCCUGGCUGCGACACAGAGAUACCUUACAACCCUCCUUCAGACUACCGAGAGCCUUAGCUUUACACACACCUACAGCGAGGAACACCUUCUUUUCUCUGUGGCCCUGGAUAAGAUAAUAUAUCUGCUCAAAGUCGGCUAUACAGAUCUUCGGCGUCAGAUGGAAGUUUACGAGAGUAUGUGUAUAGGCGUCGCCGAGCCAGCCAAAGGCUGGGUGCGGUACGGUGCAUUUGGGAUGGACGUUUUCGAGCAAGUGUCUUACUGUCGCAAGCUAUUCGUGGAGGAGGUGAAGCGGGCAGGACUCUGCCUGGAUAGGCUGAUGGAGGCGAUGGGAUAUCUGGCGAUGACUGGCUCUAGCUCAUCGUCGCCUGGGAGGCACGAAAGGCUCUGUGAAGAGAUGAAGAGAAGACUCGAUGGAUUGAUGGACAGUCUAGAGGGUGAUCAGGGUGCACAGGGGGUUCAUUUGAGUACGAUGAUAUCUUUCACCUGCCACUUUCAAGAUCUUCUCGCUGCCAUUCUAUCUUAUCAGUACGACAUGCCUCACGCUGGCAGCCGCCAAAACGAAUUCUAUGCGGGUUUUGAUGGUACUGCUUUUAUUCGCAGGGUGAUUACGCGCUUAGAAACACAAGGGUUCAUCCUUUCUACUAGCAAGAGAAAUAUCCUUCAAAUGGAUAAAUUCGGCAUUCUGAGCAGUUUAUUAUACGACCAAUAUAGGACAUCCGGUACCUAG
Molecule: messenger RNA, 1503 nt
Organism: Aspergillus nidulans FGSC A4
Lineage: Eukaryota; Fungi; Ascomycota; Eurotiomycetes; Eurotiales; Aspergillaceae
Product: Zn(II)2Cys6 transcription factor domain-containing protein
Exons: 8
Coding region: 1-1503 (500 amino acids)
Biological process (GO): regulation of DNA-templated transcription; DNA-templated transcription; regulation of transcription by RNA polymerase II
Cellular component (GO): nucleus
Molecular function (GO): zinc ion binding; DNA binding; DNA-binding transcription factor activity, RNA polymerase II-specific
Source: RefSeq, a predicted model, not a curated record